Messenger RNA from Bursaphelenchus okinawaensis, 288 nucleotides. Lineage: Eukaryota; Metazoa; Nematoda; Chromadorea; Rhabditida; Aphelenchoididae. The record is from the annotation of a GenBank genome assembly.
AUGAAGGCAAUAAAGCUAAGGAACGUUAUUCCUGAAGAGUUUUGGAAGGACAACAAUGAUCGAUUCCCAAUUUUGUAUCAAGUGGCCAAAAAGGUGAUGUGUAUUCCACCAUCUUCUGUUCCUUCCGAACGUUUCUUCAGUCAUGCGACGAUGUUAUUCAACGACAAGCUGCGUAAUAGGCUGACGGAUGAGCGUGCGGAACAAAUAUUACUGUUGAGAUGUGAACUCAAUCGAAGGAACAAAGAAUUGAAUGAUUCUAGUUCAGAUGACGAAAAUGAUGGGACUUAA